Messenger RNA from Kwoniella botswanensis, 1080 nucleotides. RefSeq lists its product as uncharacterized. Lineage: Eukaryota; Fungi; Basidiomycota; Tremellomycetes; Tremellales; Cryptococcaceae. The transcript is spliced from 4 exons. Gene Ontology annotation, cellular component: fungal-type vacuole membrane; vacuolar proton-transporting V-type ATPase complex; proton-transporting V-type ATPase, V0 domain. Gene Ontology annotation, biological process: proton transmembrane transport; vacuolar acidification; vacuolar transport. Bases 1 to 1080 code for a protein of 359 amino acids. Gene Ontology annotation, molecular function: proton-transporting ATPase activity, rotational mechanism. The record is from RefSeq and is a predicted model, not a curated record.
AUGGAGGCCCUCGGCUUUAAUAUCGCCACCGGUUUCCUUGAAGGUGUAGUUAGGGGAUACAAAGGAGCGCUCCUGACUCAGGCCAAUUAUCAUAAUCUGACCCAAUGCGAGAAUCUCGAGGACUUCCGACUUCAACUUUCUUCAACGGACUAUGGCAAUUUCCUAGCCAACGAACCCCUCCCCUUAUCCACAUCGACCAUCGCUGACAAAGCUACCGACAAGCUCGUAGCUGAAUUCAACUACCUACGUACCAACGCUGUCGAACCUCUAUCGACAUUCAUGGAUUACAUAACAUACGCUUAUAUGAUCGAUAAUGUCAUCUUGUUAACUCUCGGUACCUUACAUGAGAGAGAUACGCACGAGCUGUUGGAGAGAUGUCAUCCGUUAGGUGUAUUCGAUACGAUGCCUGCGUUGUGUGUAGCUACGAAUGUUGAGGAAUUGUAUCACAGUGUAUUGGUCGAAACGCCAUUGGCUCCCUACUUCAGAGAUUGUCUCUCUGCUCAGGAUCUUGACGAUCUGAAUAUCGAGAUCAUCCGAAACUCGUUAUACAAAGCCUAUCUGGAAGACUUCCAUAAAUUCUGUCAAACGCUUCCUUCACCCACUUCGGAAAUCAUGACCAAGAUUUUAUCUUUCGAAGCGGAUCGAAGAACCUUGAACAUCACUAUCAACUCGUUCGGUACUGAACUCACCAAAGAGCAACGAGCUAGAUUAUUCCCUACGAUCGGUCGAUUAUACCCUGAGGGAAACAAUGCUUUGGCUAGAGCAGAGGAUAUCGAUUCGGUCAUAGCUGCUAUAGAUCAUAUUUCAGAAUAUAAAUCAUUCUUCGAUAAAUCAAAUACCACUGGUAAUACCGGUGCGGCGGGUGAAGGAGGCGAUGAAGGUGGAUCGAGUUUGGAAGAUGAAUUUUUCAAAUACGAUGUUGAGUUAAACAAACAAUCUUUCUUACAACAAUUCCAAUUCGCAGUAUUUUACAGUUUCAUCAAGUUGAAAGAACAAGAAGUAAGGAAUUUAACUUGGAUAGCGGAAUGUAUUGCCCAAGAUGCCAAGGAUAGAGUCAAUGAUUAUAUACCCGUUUUCUAA